Molecule: messenger RNA, 3421 nt
Organism: Balaenoptera musculus (blue whale)
Lineage: Eukaryota; Metazoa; Chordata; Mammalia; Artiodactyla; Balaenopteridae
Gene: WDR72
Product: WD repeat domain 72
Exons: 20
Coding region: 89-3403 (1104 amino acids)
Biological process (GO): protein localization to plasma membrane
Cellular component (GO): cytoplasm
Molecular function (GO): protein binding
Source: RefSeq, a predicted model, not a curated record
CGGCCUCAGGCCCGUGCAGCCCUCGGCUUCCCGCCUUCAGGCCGAGGGUUUGGAUACUGAGGGGCUGGGAAGGAAGGAUUCCUUUACCAUGAGGUCCUCCCUACAGGCUGUGGCACUCUGGGGAAGGAAGGCACCUCCUCACAGCAUCACUGCCAUCAUGAUCACUGAUGACCAGCAAAUGAUUGUGACGGGAAGUCAAGAGGGUCAACUCUGCCUCUGGAAUCUCUCAUCUGAACUAAAGAUUUCGGCCAAAGAACUUCUUUUUGGUCACUCAGCUUCAGUGACGUGUUUGGCGAGAGCGAGAGACUUCUCUAAACAGCCCUUCAUAGUUAGUGCUGCUGAAAAUGGGGAGAUGUGUGUUUGGAAUGUCACCAAUGGACAGUGCGUGGAGAAGGCCACACUUCCUUACAGGCACACUGCAAUCUGUUAUUACCACUGCUCAUUCCGGAUGAUAGGAGAAGGCUGGCUUCUGUGUUGUGGAGAAUAUCAAGAUGUUCUUAUAAUUGAUGCCAAAAGUUUGGUUAUUAUUCACACUUUCACAUCAUCUCAGUCUCUGGAUUGGAUCAACUGCAUGUGCAUUGUUCACUCCAUGAGAAUUCAAGAAGAUUCUCUCUUGGUAGUGUCAGUAGCUGGUGAGCUCAAAGUAUGGGAUCUCUCUUCAUCUAUCAACAGCAUUCAGGAAAAGCAAGAUGUUUAUGAAAAGGAAUCCAAAUUUCUUAAUUCCCUGAACUGCCGGACAAUACGAUUUUGCACGUAUACAGAGAGACUUCUACUGGUGGUAUUUUCUAAAUGUUGGAAGGUUUACGAUUAUUGUGAUUUUUCUCUUCUUUGGACUGAAGUUAGCGGGAGCGGGCAGUUCUUUGCUGGUGGAGAGGUGCUUGCUGCUCACAGAAUCAUCAUCUGGACAGAAGAUGGUCACAGUUAUAUCUAUCAGCUGCUGAACAGUGGGCUUUCAAAAAGCAUAUACCCUGCUGAUGGAAGAGUGCUUAAAGAGACCAUUUAUCCUCAUUUACUGUGCUCUACUUCUGUGCAGGAAAAUAAGGUACAGAGCCUUCCCUUUGUUAUGGGCUACAUGAAUGAAAGGAAAGAGCCUUUUUAUAAGGUACUUUUCUCUGGAGAGGUCUCAGGAAGAAUUACUUUGUGGCACAUCCCUGAUGUUCCUGUAUCCAAGUUUGAUGGUUCUCCUAAAGAGAUACCAAUAACUACCACCUGGACCCUUCAAGAUAAUUUUGAUAAGCAUCAUACCAUGUCACAAAGUAUUAUUGACUACUUCUUUGGGUUUAGAGAUGAGAAUGGAAUUGCGGUUGUCACUUCAUCAGAGUAUGUUCCAAGUCUUGAUAAACUAAUAUGUGGCUGUGAAGAUGGGACAAUUUUCAUUACACAGGCUUUGAAUGCUGCCAAAGCAGGACUUCUAGAAGGCGGUUCUUUACUAAAAGGUUCCCUUCCUCAGAAAGUUCUCAAAGGCCAUCACCACAGUGUUACUUCCUUGCUUUAUCCACAUGGUCUCUCUUCAAAAUUAGACCAAAGUUGGCUGGUAUCUGGGGACCAGGACUCAUGGGUCAUCUUGUGGGAUAUCUUUACUGAAGAAAUUUUGCAUAAAUUCUUUUUGCAAGCUGGUUUAGUAACGAGUCUUUUGAUGUCACCAGAGAAUUUCAAACUACGAAGUCAUCAGGUAAUUUGCUGUGUGUGCAGUGACCAUUCCGUGGCUCUCCUUCACCUUGAGGAGAGGAGGUGCCUCCUGAGCGCCCGAAAGCACCUUUUCCCUGUGAGGAUGAUAAAAUGGCAUCCCGUCGAGAACUUUCUAAUUGUUGGAUGUGCAGAUGACUCUGUCUACAUCUGGGAAAUUGAGACAGGCACUUUGGAAAGACAUGAAACGGGAGAAAGAGCAAGGAUUAUCCUUAAUUGUUGUGAUGAUUCACAGCUUCUAAAGCCUGAAUCUGUACUUCCAGUUGCCUCAGAGACACAUAAGCACAAAAGUGUAGAACAGAGGUCCUCCAGCUCCUGCCAGUUUGGGCCAAUACCUUGCCCUGGUCUGCAGGUGGAGUCUUCAUGUAAGGUCGCUGAUGCCAAGUCUUUCUCAGGACCUUUUAAUGUCUUGCCUGUGAAGACAAAAUGGAGUAACAUUGGUUUUCAUAUCCUUCUAUUUGAUCUGGAAAACCUUGUUGAACUUUUGCUGCCAACUCCAAUCUGUGACGUUGACCCUUCCAAUUCAUUCUAUGGCAGUGAGAUCCUGAGAAGAGCCAAAAGCACAGUAGAGAAGAAAACACUGACACUGAAAAGAAAUAAAACUGCCUGUGGUCCUCUCUCAGUGGAGGCACAAGCCAAGCCUGUUAGUGAAAGCCCAGCCCAAGGAGAAAAUACCAUGAAGUUAUCAGAAGAAAAUGAUGGCAUUAAAAGGCAGAAGAAAAUAAAGAGCUCCAAAAAGAUGCACCUUAAGCAAUCUAGAAAAGUCAAUGCCAACCUCACAAUAGACACAGCUAAAUUGCUCCUAUCUUGCCUUUUGCCAUGGGGAGUGGAUAAAGAAUUAGACAAUCUUUGCAUUAAGCAUCUCAAUAUUUUAAAGCUUCAAGGUCCCGUUUCUUUAGGACUUGCUUCAAAUGAAGAUCACUUCUCACUGAUGCUGCCAGGUUGGGAUUUAUGCAAUGCUGAAAUGAAAAAAGACUAUUCAAAAGUAAAUUUAUUUUCCAGAAAAGUUUUGGACUUGUCAAAUAAAUACACUUCCACUCUUCCAAAUCAGGCUGGGAUGCCAAGCAGACCGGAAAAUAAUUCUGAUUCUUUGCAAGAGCCAAACACUAUAGUUUACUUAUUGAGCAAACUAUUUUUAGUUAAUAAGUUAGUUAACAUGCCUUUAGAACUGGCAUGUGGAAUUGACAGUUCUUUCACAAUGGAGUCUGUGCAUAACAAGAUGAAAAGUCCUGGGAAUGAUAUUUUAAAUGUUUCAAGCUUCUACGGUUAUUUACGAAAUGGUAAGAGUGAAUCCCAUCUACCUGAAGCUGACGUUUCACUUUUGAAGCUAAUUUCCUGUUGGAAAGACCAGUCUGUCCAGGUAACUGAAGCAAUACAAGCUGUUCUUUUGGCGGAAGUUCAACAGCACAUGAAAACCUUUAGAAAGACACCAGUCAACAGUGAACCAGUGUUGGUGGCAGAGAAUGGUGACUAUGAGAUGACGCAGAUCCUGCCAAAGAUGGAAUGGGCCAAGGAGCCAGAGUUACAGUGUAUUACAGACACUUUGUCUUUGCAAACUCCAGUCAGUCCGGUCAAGCAUGACAGCAACUCAAACUCGGCAAACUUCCAAGACACCGAGGACAUGCCUGACAGAUGUGUCUUGGAAGAGUCUGAGAAUCCAGGUGAACGAAGGCAUCAUUUAUGGAUAGCAAAGGUGUGCUCCUGCAAGCUGUGCUAAAUGGAAUCUCAUCUGUAG